CUUGUGAUUAGGUACAGGUAUUGUCCUAACUAUUUUCCCUCUGAUAGGUAUGGGGUGAGAGGUAAACCUGUUUACAUCAACGUGGUCCGGGACCCCAUCCAACGCCUCGUAUCGUACUACUACUUCCUGAGGUUUGGAGAUGACUACAGGCCUGGCCUUCGACGGAGAAAACAAGGUGACAAAAAGACCUUUGAUGAGUGUGUGUCAGCAGGUGGUUCUGACUGUGCCUCUGAGAAGCUUUGGCUCCAGAUCCCGUUCUUCUGCGGACACUACUCAGAGUGCUGGAAUGUAGGCAGCAGGUGGGCCCUGGAUCAGGCCAAGUAUAACCUACUGAAUGAAUAUCUACUAGUUGGGGUGACAGAGGAGCUGGAGGACUUUAUCAUGAUGCUGGAGGCAGCCCUGCCCCGCUUCUUCAAGGGUGCCACAGGCCUCUACAAAACAGGUAAGAAGUCCCACCUGCGUAAGACCACGGAGAAGAAGCCACCCACCAAGGAGUCCAUCGCCAAGCUGCAGCAGUCCGACAUCUGGAAGAUGGAGAACGAGUUCUACGAGUUUGCCCAGGAGCAGUUCCAAUUUGUCAGAGCCCACGCUGUCCGGGAGAAGGACGGGGAACUCUACCUGCUGGCACAGAACUUCUUCUAUGAGAAAAUCUACCCCAAAGUGAACUAGGGUGGAACUGGGUUAACAUCAGGCCAGGUGGAUGGUGAUGAGGUCUGGGUUAACAUCAGGCCAGGGGGGGAUGUAGAUGUGUUGAUGAGGUCUGGGUUAACAUCAGACCAGGGGGAUGUUGAUGUGUUGAUGAGGUCUGGGUUAACAUCAGGCCAGGGGGGGAUGUUGAUGAGGUCUGGGUUAACAUCAGGCCAGGGGGAUGUUGAUGAAGUCUGGGUUAACAUCAGACCAGGGGGAUGUUGAUGAGGUCUGGGUUAACAUCAGGCCAGGGGGAUGUUGAUGAGGUCUGGGUUAACAUCAGGCCAGGGGGGAUGUAGAUGAGGUCUGGGUUAACAUCAGACCAGGGGGGGAUGUAGAUGUGUUGAUGAGGUCUGGGUUAACAUCAGGCCAGGGGGAUGUUGAUGAGGUCUGGGUUAACAUCAGUCCAGGGGGAUGUAGAUGUGUUGAUGAGGUCUGGGUUAACAUCAGGCCAGGGGGAUGUUGAUGAGGUCUGGGUUAACAUCAGUCCAGGGGGAUGUAGAUGUGUUGAUGAGGUCUGGGUUAACAUCAGGCCAGGGGGAUGUUGAUGAGGUCAUACACUACUCUCUGUGCUAGUUCAGACUUCAGAGCCUGACCAUUAUUCACCCUGUUACACACGUUACAGAAUGCCGUCAUAACAAUAACUGUCGGACGUGUGGAUGGGGACCUACUGUGUAGCUGUACUGUGUCUGGGGGGGAAAGUGGAUACUGUGCUGGUUUCAUUGGUUCCUUGUUCUUCACUGUAGUUGUUGACUUCUACAAGGUAUUUGAACAGGUCUCAAAUCCAACAUGGUGUCCUGUACUUCUCUGUAGCUGAUCACUUCUUCUACAGGUUAUUGAAGCAAGAUCCAACAUCUGACCAGGUCAAAGGUCAAUAAGCCCCCCCCCUCCACUGGGGACCUGCCUUGUGGUCUUCAGGCUCCAACUCAAAAUGGCUGCCCAACCACAACCACAUCGGACGACGUCCAGCAAAAGAUUUGUCUAUUUUACAUUUUCGUUUUUUAUUUUUAUUAAAUCAAAACAACACAUGAGAAGGUCAAUUCAAAAGAAAACAGGAGUAUGUCAGAAAUUGUGACGUUUGAUCUGUGGAACAAAACACAGUUUGCUGGCUCGUGCCAGAAGGACAGUUUGCUGGCUCGUGCCAGGACAGUUUGCUGGCUCGUGCCAGAAGGACAGUUUGCUGGCUCGUGCCAGAAGGACAGUUUGCUGGCUCGUGCCAGAAGGACAGUUUGCUGGCUCGUGCCAGAAGGACAGUUUGCUGGCUCGUGCCAGAAGGACAGUUUGCUGGCUCGUGCCAGAAGGACAGUUUGCUGGCUCGUGCCAGAAGGACAGUUUGCUGGCUCGUGCCAGAAGGACAGUUUGCUGGCUCGUGCCAGAAGGACAGUUUGCUGGCUCGUGCCAGAAGGACAGUUUGCUGGCUCAUGCCAGAAGGACAGUAUGAUGGCUCGUGCCUAAGCUGGGUGGCUGUGAAAGGGAGGUACUGUACUAACAAGGAGGAAAGGGUGGCUUCAGCUCGGUGUGAUGCCGGGUGGCUUCAGCUCGGUGUGAUGCCGGGUGGCUUCAGCUCGGUGUGAUGCCGGGUGGCUUCAGCUCGGUGUGAUGCCGGGUGGCUUCAGCUCGGUGUGAUGCCGGGUGGCUUCAGCUCGGUGUGAUGCCGGGUGGCUUCAGCUCGGUGUGAUGCCGGGUGGCUUCAGCUCGGUGUGAUGCCGGUGGCGGCCAAAAGUUGAGAAUGACACACAUGAAUUUUAAUUCUGCUGCCUCAGUUUGUAUGAUGGCAAUUUGCAUAUCAGAAUGUUAAGAGUGAUCAGAUUAAUUGCAAAGUCCCUCUUUGCCAU
Molecule: messenger RNA, 2522 nt
Organism: Oncorhynchus gorbuscha (pink salmon)
Lineage: Eukaryota; Metazoa; Chordata; Actinopteri; Salmoniformes; Salmonidae
Gene: hs2st1b
Product: heparan sulfate 2-O-sulfotransferase 1b
Exons: 4
Cellular component (GO): membrane
Molecular function (GO): heparan sulfate 2-sulfotransferase activity
Source: RefSeq, a predicted model, not a curated record